Messenger RNA from Fundulus heteroclitus (mummichog), 5723 nucleotides. RefSeq names its product centrosomal protein 131 (gene cep131). Lineage: Eukaryota; Metazoa; Chordata; Actinopteri; Cyprinodontiformes; Fundulidae. Gene Ontology annotation, biological process: regulation of centrosome duplication; cilium assembly; intraciliary transport involved in cilium assembly. Gene Ontology annotation, cellular component: centriolar satellite. The coding region runs from base 195 to 3863 and encodes 1222 amino acids. The record is from RefSeq and is a predicted model, not a curated record. The transcript has 28 exons.
CCACAGAGAUGAUGAUACGCGUUAUUUGCUCCACCGUCCAUCGAGGACUUUCACUGCUUGUCAGAGGAUUGUUUUGGAAAUAAAAGUCACGGCCGUGGGAGCAGACUGCAGAUUAUCAGCCAUGAUGCCAUCCCGACCGUGAAGCGAGUCCUUCCUCCAGAGAAGAAACUGUGUUUUUUCCAGGUUGUAGCAGGAUGCAUACCACCCGCAGCCCCUCGUCUAUCCCCGCAGGUUCCCCUGGUGAUGCCCUGGACCUCAGCCUGCUGGGCUCCCAGCUCUCCGUGUCCAAGCGACCCAGCAGCGCGUCCCCGGGGAAGCACUUCUCCCGGUCCGUGUCCGUGUCUGUGGCCGCCGACGGCAGAGGGAAGCGCAACACCCUGAGCUACGGCAACACCGGGAGCUGCCGUUCCAUCAAGAACCUGAGGCGGUCCAACAGCACCACUCAGGUCAACCAGCAGGCCGGCCGUAGUUCAAGUCAGGAGCAGAGUGAGGACUACCUGACUCUGUUCGACAGCAGCUCUGAUGGGCGAAAGAAACUGGCCAGCCUCAGCAAGAGCUCCCCAGAGAGGACCACAUGGAACAUCCUGGACGACCAGCCCAGACCCAUUCCACCUCAUUCGAGCUCCCGCAGCACCGGCAGCGUGGACUCUCCCACCGGCCUGAAGAAAAAAGAGCCUGGCAUCCCACUGGCUGCCACCUUCACUGCCAACAACAGGAGCAACAAAGGAGCUGUGGGCAACUCGGUCACCACCAUUUUACACAACAACUACUCUGAGAAGCCUCUCACGCCUAAGAGCUCAAACCAGAAGCCCUCCUUCAAUAACAUCCUGAAGGCCACAGCGAACGACGAGGUGGUGCUGGAGAACAGCUCCGUCACGAAGUCUCAGAAGAACUUCUCCUCGUCGUCUUCCACCUCCAACAACAGAUCUCCGGUGUCGGCUCAGUGCUGCAGCCCAGUGCCGUCGCGGAGAAGGGAAGUGACGGAGGAGGAGGCGGAAAGGUUUAUUCAGCAGGUGAACCAAGCUGCGGUCACUAUCCAGCGCUGGUACAGGCGUCACGCCAGGAGGAAACGCGGCCAUCGCGCGGCCCUUGAACAGAUCUUUGCCAACAAAAGAAAGGAGUGGGAGGAGAGAAAAGAGGAGGAUGAACAUCUGGAGCAGCGGCGGGAGCAGCAGCAGCGGAGAGGUGAAGACAGGAAGCGCAUUCGGGAGGAGAAGGCUCGUCUCGCCCGUCUCGCUGCCAUCCAGGAGCUGCAGCAAAAGCGAGCCAGGCGAGCUGCAGAGGUGCAGCAGGGAGCAGAGUCGGAGCUGGAAAACCUGUGGCAAACGGGUGAAGCGGGGCGGAGGAAACAGCCCGAGAUUUCCGUCACCAACAAAAGCCCGAACUCGCCGAACAACAACAGUUCCCCGACGUCGCCCACCGACAACAAGGCUAAGAACACAGACUCCAAUUUAAACAUCACAGCUGACUUAGGAGAGCUGAGCUUCAGAGCCAUUUCUCCAGCGUUAUCCAGUAACAAAGGAUCUCAGUGCUCUCAGGACUUACAGCAGAGAACAUCACAGCGGGCGGCAGAGGAACUGCAGGCACCCCAACUGGAGCCUGAAAACCACAGACAAACUGGUGCAGGAGGACGGAAGAAGCUUCUGAGGAUCCCAGCGACCAACAACAGCGUCGUCUCACUGAGCAACAACAACCCAAAGUCUCCCACAGACGCCAAAACUAAGAACACAGACUUUAAUUUAAAUGUUGUGAAUGAUGGCGCGGACCUGGGGUUCAGAGCAGUUUCCCCGGUUUUUUCACCUCACAGAGGAUCUCAGUGUUCCCAGGAUCUCCUCCCACAGAGGUCGACAAGUGUGGAGGAGCAGCGUCAGGGAGGUCCUUCCAGCCGGGCUCAGUCUAAAACCACCCUCAAUGAGCUGCUGGACACCCUGAAGCUGCUGGAGGAGGAGCCGGAAAAGCUGCCGGAGCCGAGGUGCUACCGGAAGGAGAAGUACGCCUGGAUAGACGAGGACGGGGACUCUCUGACCACGGACAACCUGGAGCGCCACGGCCAGCUGAAUCACCACCCUGCGCUGCCAGACGGGGGCGCCCUGCUCUCCGAGGCCAAGCUGCAAAGCAUCAUGAGCUUCCUGGAUGAGAUGGAGAAAUCUGAGCAGGAACGGCCACGAUCGGUCACCUCUGGGUCUCAUAGAGAGGCCGUCUUGUCUGAGGAGGAGCUGGCUGGAGUUGAUCAUGCGUCGGCCACGGCAGCCGAAGUCAGCGGCUCCAUGAUGAGGAUCAAACUGGAGCUGGAGGAGAAGAAGCGCACCGUCAACAUGCUGCAGGCUGCAUUGGCUCAGCAGAGGGAGGUGACGGCGAGGCACGUGAAGGAGACAGAGAAGGAGCUGAGCAGGAACUUCCAGCUCCAGAAGGAACAGUAUGAAUCCACCAUCCAGAGGCACCUGACCUUCAUUGACCAGCUGAUCAAUGAUAAGAAGGCUCUGAGCGAGCGCUGCGAAGGUGUGGUGGCCGAGCUGAAGCAGGUGGACCAGAAGUACACCAAGAAGAUCGGGCACAUGCAGCAGCAGCAUGAAAUGGUGUGGCAAAUUCUCGGCCCCUUGUGUGAGGAGAUAAAAAAGUUAAAGGACCUGAUGAGCGCUACCGAGAAGAUCCGCAGAGAGAAAUGGAUCGAUGAGAAAACCAAGAAGAUCAAAGAGAUCACAAUUAAAGGGCUGGAGCCGGAGGUCCAGAAGCUGAUCUCAAAGCACAAGCAGGAGCUGAAGAAGCUGCGGACGUUGCACGAAGCGGAGCUGCUGCAGGCCGACGAGCGAGCUGCUCAGAGAUACGUCCGGCAGUGUGAGGAGCUGCGACAGCAGCUAGAGACGGAGAAGGAGACGCAGUGUCAGAGAGAGAGGGACCUGGCCAAGCAGAGGUAUGAGAAGCAGCUGCAGGAGGAGGAGCUGUCUCUGCAGCAGCAGAGGAGGCGUCUCUACAAGGAAGUCGCCGAUGAGAAGGAGAGGCUAGCUGAGCUGGCUGCCAGGCAGCGAGGCGAGCUGGAGGAGCUGCGGCGGCAGCUGGAGGAGAACAGCUCGCUGGCCGGUCGAGCCCUCAGGGAAGAGAUGGAUAAGAGCCGAGAGGAGCAAGAGAGGAGGCACCAGAUGGAGAUGAAGAUACUUCAGGAACGUUUGGAUGUAGAGAGGCAGACGUGGGAAGAAAACUACAAAAAGAAGGAGGAAGCCUGGAUGCUGAGCCGGGAGCGCGAGCUGAAGGAAGAGCUGCGGCGAGAACGAGACAAAGAGAUCGAGCUCGCCAUCUGGACGCUGGAGGAGGAGACGAGCAAAGACAAGGAGGAGUGUGAGCGGGCUGCAGACAACCGGGUGAAACGUCUGAGGGAGAAGUAUGACGCAGAGCUGAGGGAGAUGGAGCGCUCUGAGAGGGCAGCCGUGGAGAAACUGCAGGAGCUGAGGAAGCAGCAGGUGGAGGCGGAGGGCGAGCUGAUCCGACUGCAGGCCGCGCUCAGGCAAAAAGAACAGGAGGUCCAGGACAUCACGCAGAGCAGGGACAAGCUGGCCGAGGAGCGCCGCAGCCUGGCCGAAGUCAUACGGCAGGAGUUCGCAGACCGCUUGGUGACGACGGAGGAAGAGAACCGCGGCCUGAAAGUGGAGGUGUCGGAGGUCCGAGCGAGGCUGCGGUUGGAGGUGGAGAGGAUCACUCGGGAGAAGGAGGAGGAACUGGCUGAAGUCCACCAGCGGGUAAAGUCGGCCAUCUUGAAGAAGGAAGAAACUGUGAAUAAUCUCCGGAAGCAGUAUGAGGCUGCUCUGAAGAGGGCGGACCACCUGGAGGCUCUGUGGGAGCAGCAGAGGAAGCAGCUGUUGGAAAAGUGACUGACAGGAAUGCCUGGUCCACCCCCCCACCCCCCCCUUCAGCUGGUAGAGGUAUUUUCUACCUGCAAGACUGAACCUGUGGAACUGCAGACGGCUUAAAAAUGUGACCUACCUCACUUGUAAAAAAAAAAGUCCUGGAUUUCACUGUAAACCCCACUUUGCCCCGUCCCCCAGGCAUUAAAGCGGUAGUUGCUUCGGAGCUCCCCCACCCUCCCCAUUUAUCAGCCCAGGGGGCACCAGAUCAAAGGAGCCCACACGGACUUCCCUCACAGACACCUCCAGUCGUUACAGCCUUCCUGAGCAGGAAUGCUCGCGCUCCCUACAGAGACUGACCACAAGAAGACUUCCAGAUGUCUCCCCCGAGCCUGCUGGUGUGCAGCCACACCAAGCAGGAGUCGUUCCCUCCGAGGAUUCAGCACGAUCACGUUGGCCGGGAGCUCUUUGCCUAAAACGAGUCAAGUUCUCGGUGCACCCUUUAAUCGCUGACUCGCCCGUUUAAUCGCCGUUUCCCCCGAAGGCGAGUGCUGAUCGCAGACCUUUAAUCUCGCAGGCCUGAGUUCAGCUCGGCGUUCUUGCAACCACAGUUUGGAUCUAAUGGAACAUUGUAACGAAAUGCACUAAGACUGGUUACAGACUGAAGCUAGAAUGGCCGCAGGACAUCAGCAGAGAGAGAGCAAUGGGAUGUUUUGGGCAAACGCAAGUGAGAAAGAAUGUGUGAGGUUGGAAGAUUGCAGAGCGGAUGUGGAAAAAAGCGGAAGACAAGGAAAUGCUGGGGAUGUAGGGGAAGAAGGAAUGCCAGAGAAAGUGUGUAGAGGAUGAGGAGAGCAGAGCUGGGCCAGAGCGGCAUGGGUGGGUUGGGUCUGAGAGGGCACAGCACAUGUGACUUGAGGCAUGCUGAUCCUGCGGCUUCACUGUGACAAAAUACAACCAGCUCAACGGACCAACAGAGGCCUGAGAGUUAAAGCCGCCCCACACACCUCGGGGCAUCUGGGAGUCGGUUUGAAUUAUUCCUGAUUUCCUUCUCACAGGAAGCGUGUGUGGGACGGAUUUCAGGAAGAGUUCAUAUCCUACAGCCGUGAACGGUGGCUGCGCUGCUAUAACAGCAUGUUUUGCAGCAGGGAACUCUAAACCUGGAAGUGAAGCCUAUUAUUUAGGUCCAAUGAUAUGAGAGAGAGAGAGAGAACGGCCUGAUGGGAAAUUCCAAAAGGCGCCAUAGCUGAAUAUUUAUUCCUCUUUUUACCUUUAUUUAUUGAUGUACUUGUUGUACAAUAACACUGCAGUGUUUCUACUCCACAGAGUCAUGGUGUUAAACAUGUUAAAUGUUCUGUUUUUAUCACUUUUAUCAGGAAACAAAUUCAUGCGGCGCCUUCAUUACUUAUUAUUUUGGAGGUUUUUUAUUUUAUUUUAGGGGGAAUCUGUCGGAGCCACGUUGUGUAACAAAUGUUGCCGUUGUAUAGUAGAGGCGGGGUUUAGCUUUGUUUGUGACGGCUGAUGCAGAUCAGAACCGUGAUUGUGUUUCCCCCCUGGUGGCUGGCAGAGCGCCGCUGGUUCACGUCGGUUCCAUGCAGCUCUGCUGUGGUCAGAAACGGACAUUUCUCACAUGUGACGAAUUCCCCUACACUCCUCCUGUUGUUCCAAAUAAACAGUCCCAAAUUAUCCCAGAUGGAUUUGUUUUCCAUCCCUGUAAAUGUUUGUGUCUGAACACGGAGCUCCUGAAUGCAGCGUUCACUGUUUAAUUUUUUUUAAAUUCUGGUUUUGCUUUUGGGUUUUUUUUUUCCGCGGCGGUUGAUUUUAAAACAAAAACUGUAACUUGAACGAAGGUUGAUCUGUCUGCAAGAAGAAAAUAAAAAGCAAACCAUU